This is a messenger RNA of Manduca sexta (tobacco hornworm), 1103 nucleotides long. RefSeq names its product cuticle protein 16.5. Lineage: Eukaryota; Metazoa; Arthropoda; Insecta; Lepidoptera; Sphingidae. Bases 87 to 1025 code for a protein of 312 amino acids. The record is from RefSeq and is a predicted model, not a curated record. The transcript is spliced from 3 exons.
AAUAAUACCAGUUCGAAGACGAUCAUAUAAAAGCGAAUGCAAGUGAUCUAAAAAUUAUUCCAACCAGCACCUGCAGCGGCACAAACAUGUACACCAAGGUGGUAUCUUUCCUGUGCGCCCUAAGCAUCGCGACUGCGGUUCCCUGGCACGGGGAAUCGCUAGGAUACAAAGCAGUAGCAGUCACCGCUGCUCCCCAGUUAGCGUACAGUGCUGCACCCGCGCUGUCGUACAGUGCCGCUCCCGCAGUAGCAGCCGUUACAGCUGCUCCAGCCCUGGCGUACAGUGCCGCUCCCGCAGUCUCGUACAGUGCUGCUCCCGCAAUCUCGUACAGAGCCGCCCCUGCAGUAGCAGCCGUUACGGCCGCUCCCGCCCUGGCGUACAGUGCUGCUCCCGCCCUGGCGUACAGUGCCGCUCCCGCAGUCUCCUAUAGAGCUGCCCCCGCAGUAGCAGCCGUUACAGCUGCUCCUGCCCUGGCGUACAGUGCCGCUCCCGCGGUCUCCUACAGAGCUGCACCCGCAGUAGCAGCCGUUACAGCUGCUCCCGCUCUGGCGUACAGUGCCGCUCCCGCAGUCUCCUACAGUGCCGCUCCCGCAGUAGCAACCGUUACAGCUGCUCCCGCCCUGGCGUACAGUGCCGCUCCCGCAGUCUCGUACAGCGCUGCCCCCGCAGUAGCAGUCACCGCUGCUCCCGCAUUGGCCUACAGUGCUGCUCCCUCCUACUCCAGCCACGUCUCACACGUCGCGCCCGUCGCGUCUAAGACCUACGCAUCCGGUCCAGUGGUCAGCAAAACAAUUACUCCAGUUGUGACUGAGACUGUUUCAGCUCCAGUUCAUCACGUAUCUGCUUAUCACGCCGCACCUGUAGUGUCUGCCUACCGUGCUGCCCCUGUAGUGUCUGCCUACCAAGCAGCCCCUGUUGUGUUCCGUUCUGCACCGGUUGUUUCAGCCGUCCACCCUGCUCAUGUUGUCUCAGCCGUUCAUUCGUCGCCUGUUGUGUCGGCCUACCACUCCGCAUGGAAAAAAUGAGCGCAUUGAUUAGUUUUAAUUAAUGAUUUAACGAAUAUAAAAGCUGAUUUAAAAUAAAAAAUAUUAAAAUAGACUAAA